This is a messenger RNA of Ficedula albicollis (Collared flycatcher), 2043 nucleotides long. RefSeq names its product family with sequence similarity 105 member A (gene OTULINL). NCBI's taxonomy places the organism in Eukaryota, Metazoa, Chordata, Aves, Passeriformes, Muscicapidae. Gene Ontology annotation, biological process: protein linear deubiquitination. Gene Ontology annotation, molecular function: cysteine-type deubiquitinase activity. Bases 129 to 1238 code for a protein of 369 amino acids. Gene Ontology annotation, cellular component: cytoplasm. The record is from RefSeq and is a predicted model, not a curated record. The transcript is spliced from 8 exons.
GAAGCCAGAUCCUUUCAUAGCUUGUUGAUCUGUGAAGACAAGCUGAGUCUGUAGAGACUCAUUUUCUAACCCCAGAAAAAAAGCAGUCGGGAGAGAAAUCCAACUGGGGGUGAUAGUCUGGAGAGGAGAUGCAGAGGAAACAUGACAGAAGGGCCAGCAAGAACAGAGACCACUUCACUGAAAAAGGAAAGCGAAGCAGAACUAGCUCAGAAAGAAGUGCCGGAAGGCAUGAGGUGUGGUCCUGGAAAACAGCCAGCAAGGAAUCCCUGUGUCUCAUGUGGCAAAAAGUGAAAGUGCAGCUAAUGUUAAGCAUGUCCUUCCUCACUGCUCUUUUUUGGUAUUGUAGAAGGCUAUACAGCUUUUUAGCACAGCUGCUGAAACGGUGGAGCAACUAUCUUCAGAGGCAGCUUAUAAGGAAUCUCAGUGUGCUGCCAGAAGUUGAUCUGCUUGGUUAUAGUGCAAGAGAAUGGAAUGGAGAAACAAAGCAGGCCAAACAGAUGAGGGAGGCAUAUGAAGAAUUGUUUAGGAGCUGUCAUAUCAAAUACCUGAGACAAGUCAGGAGGGACAACUAUAGCGUAGUAAGAGCGGUGCUUUUUCAGAUAUUCAGCCAAGGCAUUCAUUUUCCUUCGUGGAUGAAGGAAAGAGAUAUAUUGAAGCUCCCUGAAAAGCUUUUGUAUUCUCAAGGUUGUAACUGGAUUCAGCAAUACAGUUUUGGGCCGGAAAGAUACACGGGUCCCAAUACCUUUGGGAAGCUGCGCAAAUGUAUGGAGGCGUUAAAGACAAAUUGGGCUGAAAUAAGUGCUACAAGAGAUCAUGAAGAAAGAGGAAGUAUGUGUAAUACACUGUUUUCUGAUGAAAGUAAGGAAUACAAACUGUAUGAGGCCAUAAAAUUCAUCAUGCUCUAUGAAGUUGUUGAAGCCUAUGAGCAGAUGAAGAGCAGGGACGUACCCGUACACAACCUUUUUAGCCUUCUCUUUGCUCGUGACUCUUCGUCUGACCCUCUGAGUUUCAUGAUGAAUCAUCUGAACUCCAUAGGUGACUCUGUUUGCCUGGACCAGGUUGAACUGUUUCUUCUUGGAUACUUACUUGAAGUAAAGAUACGAGUUUACAGACUGCAUAGGUUUAAUACAGAGGAAUUUCAAGUAACCUAUCCAAAUGAAUACCGAAGGGAAUGGAAUGAGAUUUCUCUCCUGACUGAGGAUGACCGCUACUAUCACAUCCCCCUUUUCAGAACGUGAAGGACCAGUGACUUUUUUUUCCCUUUGUACAGUACAGUGAGUGACCUAUUCCUCUGAAUUAGGUUUCUAAUCAGGAGCAGUAAAAUCUUGAGAAUGCUCAUUAAUGAUUACAAAAUGAUUUAUGGGUUUAUUGUGUAAACAUUUUGCUUUUCCAUUGCAGCUCAGUUCACCAUCAGUCAGCCAUAAAAAGCAUAAAAUUUAUUGCUAUACUAUCUGAGGGGAAAAAUGUGACAUUUUAGGGUUUUCAGACAAAAAUAAUUGGUCUGCUUGACAAGGAAGGCAAAGGUUAUACUGGGUUUUCCAUUGCUAGCCUAAGGGUUUAAUUCUGACAUCCAUGGAUUGCCUAAAGCAAUGACUGCCUUUCCCUACUCCUGUCUAUCUCUAGCUGGGGAGGAUGAUCACAGAGGAUGGAAAUCCUGCGGUCCCAGAGUUUAUAUUCCAUGCUGUUUAAUUUGCAUUGACUUGGGAUAGGAGGAUAUAAACUGGGGCCUCUGCAUGGCUGCUUCAAAUCCUCUUGGCUUCCCUUGUUGCUGGAACACCUCUCUCCAGGGAUGGGCAGAGCAAGCAGCUGCAGGCUGUACUUAACUUCAGACAUGGGAAAUUGUGCUGUCUGCACACAGCAGUGAUCCCUGAAGAUAAAGAACUGUUACACAGGGGGAAAAAAAUCAACACACAAGAAUACUGUGCCAGAUGAAUGGAAGAUCUCCUGUGUAAGUGAGGAGAGCACAUAGCUCUCUCCAAGGUAAGAAGAGCAGCGAUAAUAGGUCGCAUGCAACGCCAUCACGCCCAGUAGUUGUGUAUGGCU